AUGCAGACCUUGAUCGACUACGGUGUAUCGGUGGAAGAACUGUGCGCUACUAUCAAAGCACGCCGGAUGGAGGAGCAGAACCACAAUUCAUCACUUAUGAAGGAGCUCGUCGAUCGCCUUCCACCGUGCCUUAAACUAAUGUGGGGUAUUCAUAAAGAGUCCAAACUAAUUUCCUCUUCGUUACAGGAAUAUGGCACGUGGAUGAGAACAAUAACUAAUGCGGCCGUAUCCGUCACACCGCCACCACAGCAAUCUACAAAAAGGAGCGAUACAAAAUACGUCAACACCCAUACGGAGCCACGAACAAACAGACCACCUACGCGCGAUGACUUUUCAUGUCUCAUAUGCCAGAAGGAAGAGUGUCGAAGCGGGCCCGACUGUGAUAAGUUGCUUUCGUCUUCUACAAAUGAAAGAUGGGGCUACGUGCGACGGUAUCGCUUAUGUAGAAGGUGUCUCUGGAAGCAUCCUGGACGAUGCCACAUCGCAUCACCAUGUAACAAGAACGGAUGUUCCAUGUUCCACCAUGAAUUGCUGCACGGGGAGACUAUCGCCCGCGACUCUAUGACAACUUUCGCUCACAACUGCACUUCGGAAAAGUCCUUGCUAAAAUACGUUCCAGUAACACUCUACGGCAACGGCAAGAAUGUAAACACCUUUGCGCUUCUCGACGAUGGUUCUUCCGUUACGCUGAUGGACCACGCGUUGUUGGACGAGCUAAACCUGAAAGGCACCCUUAGUCCCAUCUGCCUGAGCUGGACGGGAAACCAAACAAGAGAAGAGACCCGCUCGCAUACAGUUGCCGUUUGCAUCUCUGGCGACGACAAGGAUGGAAAAAGGUACACGAUGUCAAAAGUGCAUACCAUCUCCAAGUUAGCGCUUCCCACGCAAUCACUGCCGUUACCAGAGCUAGCAGAAAAGUACGACCACUUGCAAAAGUCCAACGCUCGCAGCUAUCACGAGGUAGCACCGCGGAUUCUGAUUGGUGUCGACAACUUCUUCCUGACAAGACCACUGAAAACAAUCGAAGGAGCUGCCGGGGAACCAAUUGCUACCAAAACUCGUCUCGGCUGGGUCGUUUGCGGCCCUCAUGACCAGCUUACGACCCAAAAGGACGCAGAAUCGCGCGGUGUUCAUCUAUGUACAUGCACUAAAUCCGAUGAAGAUAUCGAUGCAGUGUUACGUGAAAUAUUUUCUUCGGAAAAGCACGAGACAUGUCACGCCAAUUCCGUUUUGUCCAAAGAUCAUGAACGAGCCUACGCCUUAUUGGAUGCGCAUACGAAGUUCGUCGAUGGCCGAUUCGAAACCGGGCUGCUGUGGCGAUCAGACAACGUAAGCUUACCAGACAGCCGACGCAUGGCCUUGCGCAGACUGGAGUGCCUGGAAAAGCGAUUGAGGAGAGAUAAGAAUCUUGCCGCGGUGAUCAAUCAGAAACUGGAAGAAUUCUUGAAAAAAGGGAAGUGGUAUCUGCCAAUAUUUCCCGUUAUCAACCCAAAUAAACCCGGGAAGGUGCGCCUGGUGUGGGAUGCAGCUGCCGCGGUGAAGGGAACAUCUUUAAACACGAGCUUACUAUCUGGUCCUGAUCUGCUGACACCUUUACCAUCAGUGCUUUAUCGUUUCCGAGAAUACCGUUUCGCUGUCGCUGCUGAUAUUAGAGAAAUGUACCAUCAGGUGGUGAUACGCAAGGAGGAUGAACAUAGUCAGCGCUUCCUUUGGAGAUGGGGCGACGCCGAACAAGAGCCAGAAGAGUUCGUGAUGACCAGAAUGACGUUCGGCGCAACUUGUUCACCAGCCAGCGCACAAUACGUAAAGAACGUCAACGCUGAUCGAUUCAUCGAAAAGCUCCCUCAGGCCGUCAGGUGCGUAAAGGAACAACAUUACGUGGAUGACCUUCUAGUUAGUACUGAAUGCGAAGAUGAUGCCGUACAACUAGCUACAGAGAUACAGUACAUCCAUAGUCAAGGCGGUUUUCAGCUCCACAACUGGCUUUCCAACUCGAAUAAGGUCGCAGAAAAGUUUUCGGGAAACGUGGUACAGCAACGACACUUCCAUUCGGAUCCUGUGACCUGCGUGCAAAAAGUGCUCGGGAUGUGGUGGAACCAGCAAACAGAUACCUUCAGUUUCAAGAUGCAUCCCAAACGCGACAAUGACAUCCUGGAUGGAGAAACGAUACCAACGAAGCGACAAAUCUUGCGUGUGCUCAUGAGUAUGCAAUCUUACAAGAAGUUUGGAGGUCAGGAACUGCUUGGGACGAAGAAAUUUCUCAAGAUAUGUGGCAGAAAUGGAAAAUAUGGCUGA
This is a messenger RNA of Anopheles maculipalpis, 2295 nucleotides long. RefSeq lists its product as uncharacterized. The transcript has 3 exons. NCBI's taxonomy places the organism in Eukaryota, Metazoa, Arthropoda, Insecta, Diptera, Culicidae. The record is from RefSeq and is a predicted model, not a curated record. The coding region runs from base 1 to 2295 and encodes 764 amino acids.